Molecule: messenger RNA, 549 nt
Organism: Penicillium chermesinum
Lineage: Eukaryota; Fungi; Ascomycota; Eurotiomycetes; Eurotiales; Aspergillaceae
Exons: 1
Coding region: 1-549 (182 amino acids)
Source: RefSeq, a predicted model, not a curated record
AUGGCUGGGAAAGUUCCUCGCCCAGCCUUCGUUGAAGACUGGGACGACACCACGCACGAACCAAUACCCGAAUCUCAGCGGGAAGCGAACAUUGGUGCCAAAGUAGCAUCGAACAGGUUGGAUCCACGAUUCCACGAGCCUAUCGACGGCGCAAGUGACUCAGGUUAUUCUAGUCGCACCGCUGCCACCUUUAACAGCACCCAAUCCGGGCCGUCAGGCGGAAAGAGCCCCCCGGGCCCUCUUAAACAGUUAGACGGGCCCAAUAGAGACAUCGUCCGCAAACCCUCCAGUCGCAAAGAACGCAAAGAAAAGGAGCGCCGGCCCGCCCGCGAGGAGAGGAUGAUGGGGUACCACCACCAUGCUCCCGUGGUGCAGAACAAGCCUCGUCGUCGGGACUCGCUCCGACACUCCUACCAGCCCGAGAUCUAUUACGAAGGUGCCUACCAAUACCCCCUCGACUCCCGUCGAACCCCGAACCAUGGACCUGCCAUAUGCCUACAGCUUUCGCCCGCCUAUGCCGGACGGCAUCCCUAUGCCACACCAACCUAG